GCAGCGGCGGCGGCGGCGUUUGAGUGGAGGAAGAUGGCGGCUCCUGGAGGCACGGGGUCCCGCCUGCCGUGAGGGUCCCCCGAGUGCGGCAAGCGCGGCCUGAGGUCGAGCGCCUGCACUCCGGCCCUGUCCCUCAUUCCCUCCUCACCAUCACCAGGGAAGCGAACCCGAGAGCGUGGUGCGGGCUGGGCCAGGUGAGGCCUCCCCACCUCUGGGGACCACGACUGGGAGCCUGCGCCUUCUGCCCUUUAUGCCAGGGGCCCGCAGGGGGUAGUGGGCACCCCGGGUUCGGCGCAGGCCCGGCAGCCCGCGUGGGGAUCGGUGCUGGCUAGUCUGGGGUUCUUGCUGUCGUCAUCCUGGACCCCCCCUGGGUUAGGCGGGGAGGAGGAGAACCUUUUUCCAACAAGCCCUCGGAAUGGGAGCGAACCCAGCCCCUCUCCUCAAGCAGAGCUGUUGUCGUCACCUCACCCGGUCCACGAAGGGGUGUGUGAGUGUGUGUUUGUGUGUGUGACCAGGGCAAGGAUGGCUGUAGGGGUGUCAGAUAUUCUCUCACCCCGCCCUCGAGCCUUUAACUCCUUGCGAGAGGAACCGGAGUCGGAUGCCCUCCAAAAUUGAGGCUGCGGCGAAGGGCCAGCAUCUCUGAAGCUGCAGCUGCAAGGUGAAGAUUUUGGAAUUGCCUAAAAAAGAAAACACAAACAGCCUUCCCUAACCUCUAGCUUUUUGAGCGUUCCCCCAGAGAAAUGGGAACUGCAGAUCUCCUUGGUUGAGACAGCAAUCCACGCUGGGACUCUGAAAGGCUUCUGCUGUUGAGUGGAAUGUCAUGGCCAGCUCCUCGGACAGUGAAGAUGACAGUUUCAUGGCUGUGGACCAAGAAGAAACUGUGCUGGAAGGGACAAUGGAGCAAGAUGACGAGGCCCAGCCAGCAUUGGAAAUUGAGGAGACUAGGCAUAACAGGUCCAUGUCUGAGCUGCCGGAAGAGGUUCUGGAGUAUAUCCUGUCCUUUCUGUCACCAUAUCAGGAACAUAAAACUGCAGCCCUUGUCUGCAAACAGUGGUAUCGACUUAUUAAAGGUGUAGCCCACCAGUGUUACCAUGGUUUCAUGAAGGCUGUCCAGGAAGGAAACAUUCAGUGGGAGAGCCGAACUUACCCUUACCCUGGAACCCCAAUCACUCAGCGGUUCUCACACAGUGCAUGUUAUUAUGAUGCUAAUCAGUCUAUGUAUGUGUUUGGAGGCUGUACCCAGAGCAGCUGCAAUGCUGCCUUCAAUGACCUCUGGAGACUUGACCUGAACAGCAAAGAGUGGAUCCGACCUUUGGCUUCCGGGUCCUAUCCUUCCCCCAAAGCCGGAGCAACUUUGGUCGUGUACAAGGACUUGCUGGUGCUGUUUGGUGGCUGGACACGGCCAAGCCCUUAUCCCCUACACCAACCAGAGAGAUUCUUUGAUGAAAUACACACUUACUCACCGUCUAAAAACUGGUGGAACUGCAUUGUGACAACCCAUGGGCCACCUCCCAUGGCCGGCCACUCCUCCUGCGUCAUAGACGAUAAAAUGAUUGUCUUUGGUGGCUCCUUAGGAUCCCGGCAAAUGAGCAACGAUGUCUGGGUCCUGGACCUCGAGCAGUGGGCGUGGUCCAAACCGAACAUCUCCGGCCCUAGUCCUCAUCCUCGAGGUGGCCAAUCUCAGAUUGUCAUAGAUGAUGCGACUAUUUUAAUCCUCGGAGGGUGUGGCGGUCCCAAUGCUCUGUUCAAGGAUGCCUGGUUGCUGCACAUACACUCAGGUCCCUGGGCCUGGCAGCCGCUCAAGGUAGAAAAUGAAGAUCAUGGGGCCCCAGAACUGUGGUGCCACCCAGCUUGCCGGGUGGGGCAGUGUGUGGUGGUCUUCAGCCAAGCUCCUAGUGGAAGAGCCCCACUGAGCCCCAGUUUGAACUCUCGCCCGUCACCUAUCAGUGCCACUCCUCCAGCCCUGGUUCCUGACACCCGAGAGUACCGUUCUCAGUCUCCAGUAAGGAGUAUGGAUGAAGCUCCUUGUGUUAACGGCCGCUGGGGAACACUGAGGCCCAGGGCUCAAAGGCAAACCCCCUCAGGUUCCCGGGAAGGGAGUCUUUCCCCAGCCAGAGGAGAUGGCUCUCCCAUCCUCAAUGGUGGAAGUUUAUCUCCAGGAACAGCAGCUGUAGGUGGGUCUUCCUUGGACAGCCCUGUGCAGGCCAUAUCUCCAAGCACUCCUUCUGCUGCUGAAGGAUAUGACCUAAAAAUGGGACUUUCUGUGACCCCUCGACGAGGAUCACUGCCAGAUCAGAAAGAUCUGAGGUUAGGAUCAAUAGAUCUGAAUUGGGAUCUCAAACCCACUUCCAGUAGCAGUCAUAUGGAUGGCGUUGACAACAGGACAGUUGGGGGAAGUGUGAGACACCCUCCUGAACAGACGAAUGGUGUGCAUACCCCACCACACGUGGCCAGUGCCCUCGCAGGGGCUGUCUCCCCAGGUGCCCUGCGUCGGAGUCUGGAAGCUAUCAAAGCAAUGUCAUCCAAAGGCCCCUCGGCCUCUGCGGCAUUAAGUCCUCCUCUGGGGUCUUCUCCAGGCUCCCCUGGGAGCCAGAGCCUGAGCAGUGGAGAAACAGUGCCCAUCCCCCGCCCGGGGCCUGCUCAAGGGGACGGACAUUCCUUACCUCCCAUUGCCCGCCGUCUGGGCCACCACCCUCCACAGUCCCUAAAUGUUGGCAAACCCCUGUACCAGAGUAUGAACUGCAAGCCCAUGCAGAUGUACGUGCUGGACAUUAAAGACACCAAGGAGAAGGGGCGGGUCAAAUGGAAAGUAUUUAAUAGCAGUUCUGUGGUCGGACCUCCGGAAACCAGCCUGCAUACAGUGGUGCAAGGCAGGGGUGAACUCAUCAUAUUUGGAGGGCUCAUGGACAAGAAACAGAAUGUGAAAUACUAUCCAAAAACAAACGCCUUGUACUUUGUGCGAGCAAAGAGAUAAUAUGUUCUAAACCCCUUUCCCUUUCUGUGGCUUUUAAUUUGGAAUUUUCCAGUGUGCAAGCAUUUGGACUGAGAAUUGGGAAAACAAAGAACAAAAUUAUUCCCAUAAACCAAAACCCCAUUUCCCAACCUAACUCACUUCAGGCUGGGAUCAAAUCUCCAUAAGAAGAAAAUUAUAUAUAAAUAUAUAUAUAUAUAUAUUAUAUAGCCAAUUCUGUUUACAAAAGGGGAGAGAUCUCCGUCCUGGUUCAGAUAAAAUUGUUGCUGUGUUUUAGCAGAGGCUGUGCUGCCUUUUUCUACUUUGCUGGUAACUAGACCAAGAAUUUAGGGAACAGACUAAUAUCAGUAACUUUCCGAAAGAAACUGAAGAGCGCCCCAUAAGUCUUUAUGUGGCCUUUUCGGAGAUAGAAAAAGAAAGGGCAUGUGUAAGGUAUAAAGGUGGAGGUUUUCAGAUCCACGUGCUUCAGGUGCUGGCAGGGUAAAAGUAACCUAUAAAAAACUGUUCUUCCCCUUCUCUUAAAAUCAUUGAGGAACUGUGAAAACUUCUCUUUGAGGGAAUGCCCUGUGUCUGGCCUCAUUCUGCCCUUUAUCACUGGGGAAAGUUACUGAAUGAGAAAUUUGGUUCCACAUUUGUGUGCCAGGAUCAUGGUAAAGCAGUGUUCAGGCAGCUGACACCUGUCUGCCUAGUCCGUUGGUCUUUUGAGUGCUCCCUACAUGUCUCAGAAAACAUUUGGUGUCUGAUUGUGGAAUUUUCUGACAAUCAUAUUUGGUUGCAAGUUGCCAAAAACCACAUUUGCUGUCCCUUUUCAUUCCCAAAACUUGGUCCCUGGAGGCUGCCUUUUCCAUUUGUAAACUUUUUUGUUUUUGGUAUACGUAAACUUGAUAAGCCCUAAAUCUUUCUGACUUUCUGUUUCUUUUACAAAGCCCAGGUGCCAGGAGAAAUAGGACACUUCUUAGAAAUAUUUCUAGAACUCUUUUCCUGGUGUCACUAGGGAACCAGUAGAGAAUUCCAAAAUGCCAGUAUCAUGAUAGAUCCUUAAAGCACCAAAAGAUACUGUUUUUUCCCUAUGGACUUCCUUUUACUUCUGGAAUAUGUUGGGCACACCCACCGUAUUUGUUGAAUGUAGAAAUUGAUCCUGGAAGGGCAUACCAACACAGUUCCUUCCAGAAACUAUUUUUUCCCUUGUUGUGAACAUGCAUUUUCUGCCUGGCUGUUGAACCCGUGAUCAGGCUGCAUACCAGGUACUUGAUCCAUGACGCAUGGCCAACCUCGAGAGCAGCUCCAUCCUUUGUGCUUGUCUUGUCGCAUGUCACCCAAAUAGGGCUUGAAUUUUCACUUUCUCUUCAUUCAGAGAUAAGGUACAUCCAAGUAGAGCAUUUCUUUGGGUGCUGCAGGAAAUCAUAAGGUUAUCAGUCUCUGAACCAUGCCCUAGACAUAGGAAAUGUCAGAAUAAGUACAUUUCAAAUGGUACCAUGUACAUGUGGCUUUUUGGUGGUUUCUCAUCCGUGGAAAGAGAAUUUUUGUUUUGCCUUUCGAAUUUAAAUUUAGAUUUCAAAACAUUGCAUUUCCCACCCUCCUGUUUUCUUGUUAGCAUUUCCCAGGCACAAGCCUGCUUCAGCUGGCCCUGGGUCCUGGCUCCCAGCCAGCACUUAGCAGUCUUUCUGUUAAGUGUGUUUUCUCCUGUGACAUCAUGUUGAAUCCUUUCCUCGAACCAUCACCUUUUAUAGUGUGGUCUUGGUAGAAAAACCCUCCUGGUGACAGGCCCAGGAAAGGGCCAGCUCCUGGAGACGGGUGUGUGUCCCAGAAACUGUUUCACAUGCCCCAUUAGAUGAGGAAACUACCAUGUGCCUACUCACUGUGGUGUCCAACUGCUUGAAGCAUAGCACUUGGCUUUCCAGACUCCCUGCUCUGGGGCUGUUGCCAGUCCUUCCUUGGCAAAGACUGUUAGAUCAUGUAGAGUCCGUACUCACAAGAGCAAUCUAGCCCAGAAGUUUAGCAAUUUAGACAUUAUUGCUAUUCUGAACCUUGCAUAUGACAUUGCGUUUGUUCACGGAUAAUGCCUCCAAACUCAAUUACUAUUUAAAUAUAAAGUAUUUGGAAGCCUGAAGGUUCGGAAUCUCAACUCUGUAAUCUUUCCCUUUGUCCUGUGGCCUUCCUAAGCCAGCUGUUAACCUGGUCUGCUUUCCCCAAGUAGGGAGGCAACAGAGAUGACAAUUCUCUUGGAAAGUAGCCCAGUUCCUCUGCCUCUGAACUCUUUGGCAUCCCUGUAUUACCCACACCACUGGGAACCAGACUGUCUGUUUACAGCUCUUUAAGAAAACUGCCUCGUCUGCACCUGGUGGUGUUGGUCUUGGUGGCUCCUGGGCACCGCGGGCGUGUACCUUGGGAGAACAACUCAGCGCAGUCAAGGCAAUUGUGUCCUCAGGCCCUCGUGAGGCAGUGUGCAUGGUGGAACUUCACGUGUCUCAGCUGAGGUGAACACUCCACAGCGCUGUGGAUGCUUUGUUAGAUAGAUUUAACCACAACUCUGCUUUUGACAGGACACCGAUUUUGUCUUAAAAGUUGCUGAGAAAAAUGAGAUGAUAUUUUUUUUUUUACACCCUCAGGAGCACCUAAAGCAAAUAUUUAUCAGUAUUUAAGUAUUUAAAAUACAUUUUGUUUCUACUUGAAGCUUUAACCCUCUUCCAUUCCUGCAAGUGUGCCUUCGAGAGCCCCCACGUCAGAUUGACUUCACUGACCACUUUGUUGGCCUCUUGUGCGAAUCAUCGUCUCUUCCUACCCUCCUGGACAGUGCUCCCUGUUCUCUCACUUCACAGGUUGUGCAGCAGAGAGGGUUCUGUACUUUGGUUGCGUCUUUCCACACUUGGGUGGUGGGCUCACAACCUCACCCUAUCCCCACAUUGUGGGAGCACAAAUUAGGUGUUGAAACAAGAUUAAAUUUAGUUUUAAGGCAAUACUGGGCUUACUCUCCUUCCAGCCAAAUCUGCAAGUCGAUUUUAGUGUUUGAGUUUUAUAGCAAGAGCUGAAACCGUAACUAUCCUAGGAACUGUAUCGGAACUCUUUUUAAAAAAGAAGAGGAGGAAGAAAGAAAACCAACUUAAGAAGUCUUGACCUUUGAGGACAGAAAGCCACCAGGCAAUGGCUUCUGCUUUGCUUCUUUCUUUCCCCUGAAAAGUGAUAUUCCUGGUUGGCUUGUCUGUCUGCCCUUUAUCCUUGUGAUGAUCCUGGCAUGGUGAUGUGCUCUGCUUUGCGAUAUUCCUGGUCUCUUACCAGUGCACAUGUCGGUGGGGAGGAUCUGAACACAUGCCAGGCGCAAGGAAGCCGAGCUUCAAGGCCCAUGUCCUGUGCAGCCUCCCCGUGAACUGCAGAAGGCAUGUUCUGCAUUGUCACCAGUAAGUGGCUCCCUCUCACCAGGUUCAUUAUCAAGUGAGACAAACCUCUGCACCCUCUCUACUCGCUCUGCUCCCCUCCCACCAACCAGGGUUCAUGCCAGUGCACACCCAUUGUGCCCUGGCCAAGCCGGUGCUGUGAGUGAUGUUCCCAUACAGCUCAGGGGUCCCAGGUGGCUUACCCUGAGAUAGUCAUUUUAGGCACAUAACAGUGUAGGAAUGAAAAGUGGAUUUCAUUGAUAUUUAAAUCUGUGUCAAUUUCAUUUUUUGUUAAUGUUUUCCCCUGAUGACUUUUUAGCAAUUUAACAAAUAAAACAAAACAGACAGAAUUGUCUUAACUGUCUUAUUGGUGUUAAAAAAAAAAAAAAAAGUGUUGCGAUAGAUAUCAGUUGAGGUUAGAGACUGAAGUUGGAAGUAACUGGGAAGACGUUCCUUCUGGGAGGGUUGUGUUUGUGGGCGGAGGUGGAGAGUCACCCUUCCUUGGGGACAGAGUAAAGCAGCUCUCUCCAUCAGGCUUGAAAGUCUUGGUGUCCCAGAGCCUCAGCACCACUCUGUGAUGGAGACCCAAGAAAGGUGAUGAGCUUGGAGCAGAGGCCCAGGUGCCGAGACACCAUCAGCACCACCUGGCCUCCGGAGCAAAGGUGAAGAUCUAGGGUCCUAGAGUCUUGAAGCGGCAUAACAAAUGGUGGCUGGGAACACAGGCCUGAAGCCUGAGGUGUGUGGUCUAAUCCUGGCUUCCCCUACUUACUGCUUAACCUUGGAUAAAAGUGAUCGCAUCUAAUUCACACUUGAAAAAAAUAGGCACAAUUUGGGGAUCUUAAAAGAAAGGGUCGGGCUCAGUGUAUAAAUUAUUAGGAACAUGUCCCUACCAGGAAUUGUGCAUGUGUGUCAAUGCAGUUAUCUGAGUCAUGUCAACCAUGAGAACCCCUGAGGCUUUUGCCUCCCAGUAGCUAUAACAGCUGCUACCACAAAUCAGAUCAAACACUGUCUCAGCUAUUUAGUCUCCCGUUGGGCAACUUGGUUCUUUGGUUUAUCAGUUGAGUCUGGCAUCUGGCACAUAAGGCAGUUCCACGUCAACUCAAGGGCACACUUAGGUGGCUGCCAAUCUGCUCACCAAGUUACUGUCCUGAGAGGCCAGUGUGGGCACCUGGGAUUAUGAGCCACAGUCCUGAAGCCUCCUGCUGAAUAUAUGCCGCCUUCUCAUAUCUGUGGGCCUUCGUGCCGAGGAAAGGUACAUUCUUUUCACUCAACUCCUCGUCUGGGCUCAGGUGUUAGAGGCCAAGAGUUGCCAUUCCAGCUGCACAUUGUGUUUCCCAAGCGACAGAAUGAAACUUCCUUUUCUAAAAGUAUGUUGUCUGCUGCUGGCUGUUCCUUCUGCCAUACUCUGGGGCAUCUAGCAAACCAGAUCAUAGUCUGAGGAAGAGCCUUGUGUGGUAAAGGGCUAAAAACGGUGUCCCAGGAAGAGUGCUGGCAGCUCCUGAGAUGUUGGUAGUCGGGUUAGAAUAAGUGUUUUGAGUGCUUCCACCAUUGCCCUUGUGGAAGGGUUGGACUUGCUCCUUCUGUGUCCAUUGGGAUGAACAAGGUACAGUGGUUAGAAGCUUUAGGGAAGAAAUCUCAGGGUCAUUUGGAGAAUUUUGUUACAGUCAGAGCUGUAUGUAACAGUGGGACUGGGAUACCAGAGAAGUACCAAGUUCUGCAUCGCCGGAGGAAUUCACGCGUAACUGGAGAGUCAGUCUAUGAAUAUUGUAAAGGAGGUGAUGUUAGAUGGGUUGUGUGCCAGUGGUGAUAGGUCACGCCUGGCGAAGACCUACAUGCCAGGCCCUCAAGGCGGGUCAGUCUACUAAGGCUCCGUGACAGCAUUCUGACCAGGAAGGAGAGUUGGGAUUUGGACCCAAUUCCAUCCAUGCCACAGGCCGUGCCUCUAGUCACUGAUGCUCCUGUUGUGAAAGUGCUCAGAACAUAAGACUGCAACGUGACCAGCCCAGGCCAGAGAUUGGGCAGGAGCAGAGAGCAGGAGACUUGUUGAGUGGGGAGAAACACAGCUCCAAGAAAACCCAGGAUUCACCACUGCCUUUCUGUGCCAUGGCAGAGCACAGCACUGCCUAGCCAGGGCUUUUGGUUUUUUGGAUAUUACAGGGUUAGGAGCUAGCCCAAGUGGCGUAGUGGUUAAAGCAGUCAGCUGCUAACUGAAAGGUCAGUGGUUCAAACUCACUAGCUGCUCCACGGGAGAGAGAUGUGGCAGCCUGCUUCCAUAAAGAUUUAUAGCCUUGGAAAUCUUCUUGGGCAGCCCUACUCUGUCCUAUACAGUCCCUAUGAGUCAGAAUCGACUCAACAGUAGUGGGUUUGGUUUUUUGUUUUUAGGGGCUAGGGGCCCGUGCACACUGGGGCCUAAAUGACGACCUAGCCAAAGAAGGGUCAGCACCACGCUGUCCUCUCUCCUUCCUGGGUCUUCGCACCUCUUCAGCUGGCCCUUCGGGGAGGCAGUGCAGGAAGCACUGACUCAGACUGGAGAGCAAGGCCAUUUGGGCUUGCACGUGUCGCUACUGUAAGCUGGCUCUCAGGUGUCUGCUAACCCCAGGCUUGGGGCUGUGCCUCACAACACCCCAUCUCUGGGGAUCCUGGGAAAAUUCUCUGGCAGGGGUGGGCUUUGGGCACCCACAAGUCCAGGCAGGACAGAAGGUAUCCCUCAACAUCCUGCCCACUGACAGGCUUAUAGUGCUGCCGCACGGGACUGGGGCUUAGCCAUGCUUCUCUACCCGUUCACCUCCCCCGCCACCCCUUGGCAGGGGAGCAUCGCCAGCUAAGUUCUGCCCUCUGCUCUCAAUGGCCAUUACUACCCCUCCUCCCUACAAUAUUAUCACAGACAAACUGGCUGGCCUGAGGUAAUGAGUUCAUCAUUACUGGAUGUGUUCAAACAGACUGGUUACUUGCAGAAGGGGGGAAAUGAUGGAACUGAUCUUACACAGCAGAUAAAGAAUGGGACCAAAGGGCUCCUACAUCCCCUCUCAAUUCUUGAGAUUUAGUUCUGUGGACUCAGAAGGGGCUAUUGGAGAAAUAGCAGGACAGGGACAUAGGCACAGGCUUUGGACCAUAACAGGCCUGGAACCAAAAGCUGGCUCUGCUCUGUAACACCUGGGGUUUCCUAAGUCACAAAACAACAAAAGAGUUGGUUCUGUCACUAAGCUAGAUUAAGUCAUCCCCCUUCUCUAGCCUCAGUUUUAUCAGUAAAUGCAGUAACGCCAGCCUCACAGGUUAGCAUGCUGGCAGAAGUCAGGAACUGUUAAUUUGCAGGAUGAAUGUAAUUCCCCAGAAGGGCAUCUGAGGG
This is a messenger RNA of Loxodonta africana (African savanna elephant), 9688 nucleotides long. RefSeq names its product F-box protein 42 (gene FBXO42). Gene Ontology annotation, cellular component: SCF ubiquitin ligase complex. The record is from RefSeq and is a predicted model, not a curated record. The transcript has 10 exons. The coding region runs from base 821 to 2974 and encodes 717 amino acids. NCBI's taxonomy places the organism in Eukaryota, Metazoa, Chordata, Mammalia, Proboscidea, Elephantidae. Gene Ontology annotation, molecular function: ubiquitin-like ligase-substrate adaptor activity; protein binding.